AUGCUGGGUCCAGAGUCGCUGCAAGAAUACAAUGACACCCAAGUGAAAGUCGACUCCUUCCGCGAAUUCACAUCACUUGAAUAUCUUACCAUCCCAGAAGCCUGUCUUUCUGAACGAGUGAAAUUCUCACCGCGACUGGGGCAGCUCGACAUCGAAGACAGCGUGUGCUCGAUUCGAGACUUGGUUAUGAGUAUCGCCAAGAACGUGAAAGCAGGACUCUAUCUUGACUUGAAAGAGAUUACUGUCAACUGA
Molecule: messenger RNA, 252 nt
Organism: Penicillium argentinense
Lineage: Eukaryota; Fungi; Ascomycota; Eurotiomycetes; Eurotiales; Aspergillaceae
Exons: 1
Coding region: 1-252 (83 amino acids)
Source: RefSeq, a predicted model, not a curated record